Messenger RNA from Pyrus x bretschneideri (Chinese white pear), 1910 nucleotides. RefSeq names its product serine carboxypeptidase-like 25. The record is from RefSeq and is a predicted model, not a curated record. Lineage: Eukaryota; Viridiplantae; Streptophyta; Magnoliopsida; Rosales; Rosaceae. Gene Ontology annotation, biological process: proteolysis. The transcript has 8 exons. Gene Ontology annotation, cellular component: vacuole. Gene Ontology annotation, molecular function: serine-type carboxypeptidase activity. Bases 140 to 1567 code for a protein of 475 amino acids.
AUUUAAUCCUUACUGAAUAGCACAGUCUUACUUCCCAUCAUAUACACACAACUAGGAGGAGUGCUAUAUACUACAAUAUAUAUAUAUUUUCUCUUCUAGUUUAGCUUAGCAGCUUCUCCUCCUCCUCCUCCUUCUGGCCAUGGUUAUCAUGGGCAAAACGCAGAUCCUAAUCUCCGUUUUGAUUCUUGGGCUGUUUAGUUCUGAAAAGUGCAGCAGCCAUGGAAGUGGAGUAGGAAGAGCUGUAAACAAAGAAGAAGAAGCCGACAGGAUUGUGGGACUUCCCGGACAACCCAAGGUUUCGUUUCAGCAGUUUUCAGGAUACGUGACAGUAAAUCAACAUGUUGGGAGAUCCCUCUUUUACUGGCUCACUGAGGCUGCCCACAAUCCCUUGUCAAAGCCGCUUGUUGUUUGGCUCAAUGGAGGUCCCGGCUGCUCUUCUGUGGCAUAUGGUGCAUCGGAAGAGAUAGGACCAUUUAGAAUAAACAAGAGUGCUUCAGGACUAAACUUGAACAAGUUCUCAUGGAACACAGUUGCCAAUCUCUUGUUCUUGGAAACUCCAGCCGGGGUCGGCUUCUCCUACAGCAACCGCUCCUCUGAUCUCUUUGACACCGGUGAUCGUCGCACUGCAAAGGACUCAUUGCAAUUCAUAAUCCGAUGGCUGGAUCGAUUCCCACGAUACAAGGGCAGAGAAGUAUAUCUCACAGGCGAGAGCUAUGCAGGACAUUAUGUUCCUCAGCUAGCCAAAGCAAUUUUGACAUACAAUUCACAGUCCAAACACCCAAUCAAUCUUAAAGGAAUAAUGGUGGGUAAUGCAGUGACAGACAACUACUACGAUAACCUAGGAACGGUGACAUACUGGUGGAGCCAUGCAAUGAUCUCCGAUAAAACCUACAAGCAACUGAUCAACACAUGCGAUUUUAGGAGGCAGAAGAACUCAGAUCAAUGUGAGUCGUUGUAUAGCUACGCCAUGGAUAAAGAGUUUGGAAACAUAGACCAGUAUAACAUUUACGCACCACCAUGCAACAACUCCGAUGGAAGCACAAGAACUUCUACAAGGCAGACUGCUAUGCAUUUGCCUCAUCGACCGAUGUUCCGGCAAAUAUCCGGCUAUGAUCCUUGUACGGAGAAAUAUGCUGAACUUUAUUACAACAGGCCAGAUGUACAGAAAGCACUCCAUGCCAACAUAACCAAAAUUCCUUAUAAGUGGACUGCUUGCAGUGAGGUUUUAAAUCGAAACUGGAACGACACAGAUGUAUCGGUUCUUCCUAUUUACAGGGAUAUGAUAACUGCCGGUUUAAGGAUUUGGGUUUUCAGUGGAGAUGUGGACUCAGUGGUGCCAGUCACAGCCACUAGAUAUUCCCUUGCACAACUCAAAUUGGCCACCAAAAUUCCAUGGUACCCCUGGUAUACUAAGAAGCAGGUCGGUGGGUGGACAGAGGUAUACGAAGGGCUGACAUUUGCAACAGUGAGAGGAGCAGGUCAUGAAGUUCCACUUUUCAAGCCAAGAGCAGCUCUUGAGCUUUUCAGAUCAUUUAUUCAAGGGAGGCCUCUUCCCAAAUCCUCAUGAAAAUUGAAAAAUAAAAAAUAAAAGAUAAAUAUAAAGACGUGAAAAGGAAAAAAAUUAUUCCUUGUCAAUUCUAAUACCAAUUGGUCUUCUGAAUUUUUAUUGUCCUCCCAGCUUGACAAGAAAUGUUCCGCAAGUGUUGAGAAACAAGUAGAGAGAAAUGAGAGUAUGAUUAUGUUUUAGGAUAGGCAUAUGAGGUGAAAUAUGAAAAAGGUGUAGUUUGUAAUUUGUGGUUGUUUGCUUCCCAGCAUCAAGUGCGACUUUUGGUAGACCCAAGUGUAAAACUCCAUUGAUGGGGGUGUUUGAUUCUUAUUCAAAGUGUCAAGUGAUGAUUCAAAUAUUCGAA